This is a messenger RNA of Papaver somniferum (opium poppy), 1116 nucleotides long. RefSeq names its product BTB/POZ and MATH domain-containing protein 3-like. The record is from RefSeq and is a predicted model, not a curated record. Bases 1 to 1116 code for a protein of 371 amino acids. Lineage: Eukaryota; Viridiplantae; Streptophyta; Magnoliopsida; Ranunculales; Papaveraceae. Gene Ontology annotation, molecular function: protein binding. Gene Ontology annotation, biological process: protein ubiquitination. The transcript has 4 exons.
AUGGCCCCCAAUGCAGCAAAAAGGCAGAGAGUUUCAAAGUCUAAUACUAAUGAUCAAGAGAUGUCUUCGUCGCAGUUGUUUUAUGAGACUGUGAAAGGUUCUCAUGAGUUUAAGAUAAAUGGAUAUUCUCUAGCCAAGGGAAUGGGAGUCGGUAAAUACAAGACCAGUGGCAAAUUCACGGUUGGUGGUCAUGAUUGGAUGAUAUAUUUUUAUCCAGACGGUUAUGAUCAAGCUAGCAAGGAGUCGGUAUCCUUUUACACCAAUCUGGAAAGCCCUGGAGAAGUAGAAGUUAGGGCAUUGUUUGAAUUGAACCUACAGAACCAAAACAGAAAAGGUCAAUGUCUUGGCAGUUCUAAAUCUCCAGUAACAUUUAAAGCAGGAAACUCAAUAUGGGGAUUUUCGCAGUAUAUGAAAAGGUCUGAGUUGGAGACCUCAGAUUAUCUCAAGGAUGAUUGUCUUAUAAUUCAUUGUACAGUCGGAAUAGUGCAAACUCGUGUUGAAGAAGGGAAACAUUAUGUCACUCCUGUACCGCCAUCAGAUGUGGCUCAGAAUCUCAAGAGUUUGUUGCAGUCUGAAAUUGGUUCUGAUAUUACUUUUCAGGUUGGCAAUAAAAAAUUCAGAGCCCAUAAGUCAAUUCUUGCAGCUCGAUCCCCCAUAUUCAGAGCUCAGUUUUUUGGAUUAGUGGGUAAUCCAGACAAGGAAGCGGUAGUCACUAAAGAGUUUGAACCUUUUGUCUUCAAGGCCAUGUUGUUAUUCUUGUACUCAAAUGAACUUCCUGAAACACGUGAACUUUUUGAUUCAGAUUCCCUUUGCACUUCAACUACAAUCGCGCAACAUCUGUUAGCUGCUGCAGAUCAUUAUAAUCUUGCUAGAUUGAAACUCAUGUGUGAGGCAAAAUUAUGUGAAGAAAUAGCUGCAAGUACUGUGGCAGAUACACUGGCCCUAGCAGAACGUUACCAAUGUCAGGAACUGAAAAAUGUUUGUUUAAAGUUUGCAGCUAAACCCGAAAAUAUAAGAGAGGUUAUGAAAUCUGAUGGGUAUGCACAUUUGGAGAAGUGGUGUCCUUCACUACUGACAGAUCUGUUGAAGACUAAUGCAGUGGUAGAUAAAAAAUGA